AUGGACAUCCAUACAAUCGCUCAGUCUGUACAGUCUAUAUUAGAUCCGCAAGUGGAUAAUGCUCGUCGCUCGCAGUGCUUUAAGUCUUCUUCUAUCCAGUCGAUCACAUUGUGUCGAGAAGCAGUGCUUAUGCUUUCUGGAUUUUUGGAUACAUGUCGUACGGAUGUGUUGACCCAAUGGAAACCCCGUUACGAGUCAGAUAGCACUGCUGCUGACGGGACAUCGUUCGUUCAGCUUUUGACUCGACUGCUUGGUCAUGAAAGCAUCCGUAUUGAUGCACUGAGCUUAUUGACUAUUCUGUUAAAUAGGAAACCGCAGUCAACAUCCGGAAGCUCGGAGGAAUCCUUCAAAUUAAUCGAGAUAAUGUUGCGAAAUGAUGAUAUCAUUAAUCGAUUGGCCUCUAUUGUCAUCGCACUAAUCAGCGAACCGCCCGUGUAUACAGAGUCGCGUUACAACAGUCUGGUUCUGUUUGCCGAAGUAUUUCAUCGCCUCGGCGGCGGUCUAAUAACGUACUGGUCUGAAAUGGAGCCUUUUGCGAACCCUUGUGCCUGUAGCAGCCAGCGCCAGUUCAUUUGUCCUAAUCGCGCGACUCAUCUGUUAGAUACAAUUGUUCAACUGACUACCUACCCGAUUCGAAAUGGGGGACCGACAGGCACCACUCCGCAUAGUGGAUGGUCUCGGGCCAUUUUCGAAACUGACGACUGGGGUGCGUUCUUUUCUCAAAGUGUACUGGAUUGGGAUGCAUUGGAGUUGUUCUUGGAACAAAUAUUGCCCACAAUGAACAAAGCGUGUCAACGAGAGGAUUGCCUCAUCCAAUUCGAAUCGGCCUUGAUAAAUUGGGCCCGAUUGUUUCUCCAGACGCUGUCCGCUGUGAAUGAUCCGAAUGUGCGUGGCAAGGUGCUCAUGUGCAUAUCUGUGGUAAUGCAACAGUUGGACUCGAAAUACGACACGGAAUUCCUGAUUCCAUUUUUGAAUAAUAUCUUCGCCUCGUUUCGUUAUGUGGCACCGGCUGAGGGGAACCCGAAUCCGUUCUAUCGACCUAAUUGUGUCAAGGCCAUGCAACUACUUGCAGCCACUGCCUUUUUCCGCUUCGUAAAAACCGUUCCAGAACGUGUCAUGCGACAUUUCCAAGAGGUGGCCACUGAGGUUGCCACUCUGUGGUCUGAAUCGGUGAGCGGAGUGGUGGAGAAAUCUGUACUGUUGGAGUCACUCAUCUCUCUUUGUGUUCAGAGCGAUCUGCUCAAGCAACUGUUAUCCGGUGCAUUGGCGCAAUGGACACCCAAUUCCCCGGAUCUCUCGGAACCAAUGGGUUCAUUGCUCCGGUCCUGUUCCACUGGGGGCCCCGGUCUGAUAACUGCUUUGGGGUUGGAUCAGCCUGUUCAGUGCCUGAACGAUUUCAGUUCUCUACCGGUACAAACUCGGGUUACUCUCACUCGUAAUGUUCUCACUUUAAUGGCCGCGGUUCGAAGGUUGUCCGAUCCGGUCCGAAUAGAACAGCUUGAACAAAUCACAGUCCCUUUACUGGAACCGGUCACACCAUCAGUAUUGAUGCUGCUACGGUCGCUAUUGAUUUGCGUUCCUAUCGAAUUGUAUAUGGCUAUUGUGCUUGGCCAGGUUUCGGAUCAUCAGGUAUUUAAACGUUCAGAUGAAGCAAAAGUGGAAAACUGUCAAAAUAUUCUCCCGUCCUAUAUGUUAACUCCUCAAUAA
Molecule: messenger RNA, 1707 nt
Organism: Echinostoma caproni
Lineage: Eukaryota; Metazoa; Platyhelminthes; Trematoda; Plagiorchiida; Echinostomatidae
Source: the annotation of a GenBank genome assembly